Messenger RNA from Bufo bufo (common toad), 1053 nucleotides. RefSeq lists its product as uncharacterized. The transcript is spliced from 5 exons. Lineage: Eukaryota; Metazoa; Chordata; Amphibia; Anura; Bufonidae. The record is from RefSeq and is a predicted model, not a curated record. Bases 15 to 638 code for a protein of 207 amino acids. Gene Ontology annotation, molecular function: DNA-binding transcription factor activity.
UGUUCUUGAGCAGAAUGGCCGAGCAGAGGGGUUGCCAUCCAGCAGAGCCAGAGGAGCCGAGCACACCAGUGCUCCUCGCUGUACAGUCUGAUAGCAGUAAAGAAACUGAUCAAAUUGGUGAAAGUGGCAUUACUCGUGCAGAGACUGAAAAUGUAAUUCUGGAAAAACAGUGUGACAUGGACUUUACAGAUGUAACUGAUACUCAUGUAUUGAAGAGAUUUGAUUCAUUACAAAGUGCCACGCAAGCUGUUGCUGACUAUGAGGAAUACACCAUAUCAAACUUUGUUGUGUUAGAAAAAAAGAAACUUUUUGGAAAUGAAGCAUGUCCAAUAAGUUCAGCAUCCAAAAUAUACUGGAAUGGACCAGUUGUGAAUAAUGCAUCUAUUGUAGAAUAUACUGGGGUCCCUUAUAUAAUAAUAGGCAGAAAAGUAUUAAAUUGUCACCUUGGAAAGGAUUUGGCUAUCUCCCAAAAGAGACGAUAUGUACAGAAGCGACAGAUAACACAACUAAUUGCUUUGUGCUUACAAUGUUUCUUUGCAUUUGUAAUCUACCAUCACUUUUAUUUGCUGACAAAAGGGUGUGCCUCAUUAAAGGAACGUAAGUCUCUGAAGUCAUACAUUUGUGUGGAUGCGUCCUAAAAGUAAAAUGUCCACUAACCCUUUAUGUUGGAUUUGUGGACAUGGUUGAUUUAGAAAGCGCAUAUCCCUUUUAUCAGCAAUUAAUUUAGAGUGACUCACCUCGUGUUUCUGCAUCUAUCAUGAUCAUGCACGUUUGUCUAUUUGGAACUUGGUAACUUUUUUUUUUUUUUUUAAUCACAUAUUGGGGAGAUUUACAAAGGUAAAUGUGCCAGCAUUCAGACACAAAAUGUGUCCCAAAUUUGCCUUGGAUGCCUUGCCUCAAUUUAUAUGGUUUUAUGCCUUAUAUGGCAACAGUUGUGGCUGAAAAUGCUACAAAUUGUGCCUAAAUGUUGGUUUUUGGUGCUAAUUAAGCCAACAUCUUGGUGUUAUAAAGUUACACAAGGCAGACCAAAUAUGCACAAAGGUAUCAACUAUU